Messenger RNA from Pogona vitticeps (central bearded dragon), 4512 nucleotides. NCBI's taxonomy places the organism in Eukaryota, Metazoa, Chordata, Lepidosauria, Squamata, Agamidae. The record is from RefSeq and is a predicted model, not a curated record.
AUGAUAACACAGCUAACUCGUCUUUAUGCUUCUGUGAUACUUCAAUUCUGUUCCCACACAUCUGGGAGUAAGCAAGAUCUUGAACCUAACAAUUGUGCAUCUGUGUGUAUCUUCAAUGUAGACCACACAUCAUCUGUAAAUCAUCCUAUAUGUAUCCCUUGUCAUGGGUUUCAGUCACAUCCUUCUUUGUCUUCACCUAAUAGAUUGCAUAAAAGCUAUGAAGAAUGUGAUAUCUCAGAAUCCAAAUACAGUCCUCUAGGUGGUCCUAAGCCCUUUGAGUGUCCCAGUAUUCAAAUUACAUCUAUUUCCCCUAACUGUCAUCAAGGAAUAGAAGCCAGUGAAAAUGAAUUGCACACAAAUGGCCCUCAAAAUGAGUAUAUGGAGCGGCCUUCAAGGGACCACUUGUACCUUCCUCUUGAGCCAUCCUUCAGAGAAUCUUCCCUUAGUCCAAGUCCUGCCAGCAGCAUUUCUUCUCGGAGCUGGUUCUCAGAUGCCUCUUCUUGUGAAUCUAUCUCUCAUAUUUACGAUGAUGUGGAUUCAGAAUUGAAUGAAGCUGCUGCUCGAUUUACACUUGGGUCACCUUUGGCAUCUCCUGGAGGUUCUCCAAGGGGUUGCCCAGUGGAUGAACCCUGGCAAGCAUCAUAUGGAUUUGGGCAUACUUUGUCACCUAGACAAUCUCCCUGUCAUUCUCCAAGGACUAGUAUCACAGAUGAAAAUUGGCUUAGCCCUAGACCAACCUCAAGACCAUCAUCAAGGCCUACAUCACCAUGUGGAAAACGUCGGCAUUCUAGUGCUGAGAUCUGCUACAUUGGUUCCCUUUCCCCUCACCAUUCUCCAACCCCAUCACCAGGACAUUCUCCCAGGGGAAGUAUAACAGAAGACACAUGGCUAAAUUCUUCUCUCCAUGGUCUGACACCUGGCCUGUCACCUUUUCAGUGUUGUGCAGACACUGACAUCCCUCUGAAAACCAGAAAAACCUCUGAGGAUCAAACUGCCAUUAUAUCAGGAAAAAUAGAGCUUUGUUCUGAAGAACAGGGUAAUUUAGCACCGUCCCUUGAAACUGCUGUAGACGAUAACUCUGGAUCUCAGCAUACAUUAAAAAAAGACUUGCCAGGUGACCAAUUUCUUUCUGUUCCUUCACACUUUACCUGGAACAAACCAAAGCCUGGCCAUACUCCUAUAUUUCGCACAUCUUCGUUGCCUCCCCUAGACUGGCCUUUGCCUACGCAGUAUGGGCAGUGUGAAUUGAAAAUAGAAGUGCAACCCAAAACACACCAUAGAGCACAUUAUGAAACGGAAGGCAGUAGAGGAGCAGUAAAGGCAUCAACUGGUGGGCAUCCUGUUGUGAAGCUCCUGGGUUACAAUGAAAAACCUGUAAACCUACAAAUGUUCAUUGGAACAGCAGAUGAUCGUUACUUACGGCCACACGCCUUUUACCAGGUGCACAGAAUCACAGGGAAGACAGUUGCUACUGCUAGUCAAGAAAUUAUUAUAGCUAGCACAAAGGUUCUGGAAAUACCACUUCUUCCUGAAAACAACAUGUCAGCCAGUAUUGAUUGUGCAGGUAUUUUGAAGCUCCGCAAUUCAGACAUAGAACUUCGUAAAGGGGAGACAGAUAUUGGAAGAAAAAACACAAGGGUGCGGCUGGUAUUUCGAGUACACAUCCCCCAACCUAGUGGGAAAGUCUUGUCCCUCCAAGUUGCUUCAAUCCCUGUUGAAUGCUCUCAGAGAUCGGCUCAAGAACUUCCUCAGAUAGAGAAAUACAGCAUCAAUAGUUGCUCAGUAAAUGGAGGCCAUGAAAUGGUUGUUACAGGGUCUAACUUCAUUCCAGAAUCAAAAAUAAUAUUUCUCGAAAAGGGGCAAGAUGGACGGCCUCAGUGGGAAGUGGAAGGAAAAAUAAUUAGGGAAAGGAGUCAAGAGUCUACAAUUGUUCUUGAAGUUCCUCCAUAUCACAACAAAGCAAUUACGUCUGCUGUCCAGGUGCAGUUCUAUGUUUGCAAUGGCAAGAGGAAAAAAAGCCAGUCUCAACGUUUUACUUACACUCCAGUUGUACUGAAACAAGAGAACAGAGAUGAAAUGGAUUUGUCUUCGGUUCCAUCAUUAUCCCUGACUCAUUGCACAACUGUUAAAGGACUCCCUUCUCUUCAAACUCAGCUGCCUUCCCCAGACCCAGGGCUCUCACAUGACAGUUUACUUUCUACAUCACCCAGGAGCCUUGUCUGCCCUGUUCAGCAAACAUAUACACCAAUGGCACCCUCAGCAGUAUCCCCGUUGUCACACAUCCAUGGUAGAAGCAUUAGUCCAGGUGAGGAGCAUCCUGUUAUGUCCCCAGCUGUAGUCCACCAGUCUUUUCAGGUAACAUCAGCAUCUUCUGCAAGGCCUUCCUACCAGUCUAUGCAAUCUAAUAUUAUGUUUAACGGACAAUCUGGUCUUCCCAUGAACUCUGCCUCCUCCAGCCAAGGAUAUGAUACAAUUUCAUUUCAUCAAGAUGCAGCUCUACCUCCGUUGAUAAACCUUAGCUGCCAGCCUCUACCAUCUAUGCCGUAUCAUUCUUCAAAUCCAGGUUCUGUGUCUACGUCAGCUGCAACAGGGGGGCAUCAUCCAUCAGCACACCCAGCUCAAUCGUCAAGACAGUCGUCACCUCUGCAGUUAAUGGGGUACCAUUGUGCAAAUCCUCAACAAAGUUCAGUUCCUUCUGCAGUUUCUCAGCCUCUUGGACUUUCUUCUACGCAGUUGCAGCAAGUCACGUACCAUCCUUCAAAUCCAGGUAACACUUCAUCACCAUCACCCAAAUCUUCUCAUUCUUUGGUCCAUUCACCACGAUCUGGGCCAUCUUCUCCUCAAUUGCAGCCUAUGCCUUACCAGACUCCUAGCUCAGGACCUGCCUCCUCUCCUCCUCCGGCUGGUCUUAGUCACUCUGGACAACAGUCCCCACAGGCGCAUAGCCCAAGUUUGGGAGGAAUUGCUGCAACUUCAUCUUUGAUGCAUCAUAACAUAUGUGACACAUCUCCAUUUUCAUCAGAGGGCUCAACUGUUAGCAUUAAACCUGAACCUGAAGAUCGGGAGUUGAAUUUUCAGGCAAUGGGGCUGCAAGACAUCACCUUAGAUGAUGUGAAUGAAAUAAUAGGAAGAGAUAUGUCACAGAUCUCUGUGUCUCAUGGAGCAGAAGUAGCCGUCCAUUCUCCACACGCUUGUUCUGCAUCUUUGGAGACGGGAAUAUCAGAUGGAGUUCAGUAGCGACGGACCUUAUUAAUUAAGCAGUCCCGAAAACUUGGCACUUUCCCUCAGUAAUGCUUCAUCCCCUCUUUAGAGUUAUUGUGCUUCCAGUUUUUGUGGCCUUGAUCAUCUGGAACAGUGGACCCUUGUAGAGCUGUUCUUGGGGACUGGGCUGGUGGGGAGGGUUACACAUCUGACUUAGGGACAGAGCAGUCUGAUUCUAGGAUUUUUAGGAUCUUGUAAAAAUUACUUUGUACAAAUGGACACAUGCAACACAAUAUAUUUUAACGUUGAAAAAAAACCAAUGAGUUUUGCUUGUUUUAUGCAUUCAGUAGAAUUCUUUUAUAUUAUAUGCUUGUAUGGAGAAAUAUAUAGUUUUGCUCUCAAUAGGCACAGUACUGAAUGUGGGGAUUUUUUUUAAAAAAAAUACACAUCUUCAUAUGCUGCUUUUCCUUAGGAGAGAUAUUAGGAUUGUAAUUUAAAUUUGUAUACAGGGUGGGGUGGGGUUAGGGAGCCUUUUUGAAGAGCCUUUAAGCUUAUAUGGUUGAAAAGAGAACCUUUUUAUAAAAAUAAUCUUCCAUAGGCAAAAAAAUUACCUGUCAUCUUAAGCCAAUGCCUUUGGAAGCCUUGUUGUAUAAAAGAUUGUUAGGAUUUUCUCUGGAUUUUUAGGAAGCAAAGCCAAAUAUAGAUCUGUGUUUUUUGUACACUGAAAAUCUUUGGUAGGCUGUGAAGAGACCAUUCCAUCAUGGAAAUAUUGGAUAGAAAUGACAUUCCAUAAUCUAACAUAACUUUAUAGCCCUUGCCAGCACAGGCCAUUUCUAACAGAAACAGUUUUACUUGUUCAGAACAGUUUCUAUAAAAGCUCAUUUUUAAGGAGUUAAUUAAGAUUUUUGGAUUUUUUUUUAAAAAAAACAUUCUUUAAAGAAACAUUUAGAGUUUUUCCUGCCAUCUUGAAAUCCCUCAGGUAGGGUUUUGCAAUUAGACCAUGUUUUCCCCUGUUAAAUAAAUCUAAUUAUUUACAUCUGUUGUUCUCCAGUUUUUUUUAACAGCAUGGUGGCCAUUCUGUUUACAGCAGUGUUUAAGUGGUUGAAUGAGUCCCAGUAAUUAGUAAAGGGAUGCAGCAGAUUUUUUUUAAUUAAUUAGUGAAAAGUAUUUCAGAUCUCAGCAAACCUGCCUGGCUGCUCAUGCUGUUCUGGAUAGGGUUAGUGAUAGUCCUAGAGGCAAUUUACAGUGGUGCCCCGCAUAACGAGGGCCCCGUUUAACGACGAACCCACAUAGCGACGCGUUUUUUGCGAU